GCUAUUUAUAUCAAUUUUCGCAUAGAAAAACUUAACACCGCGACUUUUAUAGGUUACUAUAUUUUUCAGCGUAGGUUUCUCUAUGUUGUUAGUCAGCCGGUGUUUGAAAACUAUCAGCAUUCCCAUUCUCUCACGAUAUCAGAGUUGUUUAUCAACCAUGGCUUUAACAGAAGUUUCAAGCAACAAAAUGUUUGGAGGCUAUCAAAAAGUCUUCAGUCAUGAAAGCAAAGAAGUGAAAUGCACCAUGAAGUUUGGCAUCUUCCUACCUCCACAGGCUGAGAAUGGAAAGUGCCCCAUCCUCUACUGGCUGUCAGGACUGACCUGCACAGAACAGAAUUUCGUCACCAAGGCAGGAGCCCAGCGGGUGGCUGCUGAGCUUGGCUUUGUGGUUGUUGCCCCAGAUACCAGUCCAAGAGGUUGUAACAUAGAGGGAGAGGAAGAUGGCUGGGACUUUGGGACAGGGGCGGGGUUUUACGUCAACGCCACCCAAGAGAAGUGGAAGACCAACUACAGAAUGUACUCCUACGUGACGGAGGAGCUUCCAGCACUUAUAAAUGCAAAUUUUCCUGUUCUUGGAGAUAAACAGGGUAUAUUUGGUCACAGCAUGGGUGGACAUGGUGCCCUCAUCUGUGCACUGAAGAACCCUGGGAAAUACUUGAGUGUGAGUGCAUUUGCACCCAUUUGUAAUCCGGUCAACUGUCCCUGGGGAAAGAAGGCCUUCUCUGGUUACCUAGGAGACAACCAAGAGGAUUGGAAGGAAUAUGAUGCCUGUUGUCUGGUGAAGAAAUAUAACGGUCCACCAUUGAAGAUUUUGGUUGAUCAGGGAAAGGCUGAUAAUUUCCUGCCAGCAGGCCAACUCCUCCCUGAUAACUUUGUGACGGCCUGUGCUGAGGCCAAGAUGGAGCUGGUCAUGAGGAUGCAAGAGGGGUAUGACCAUAGCUACUAUUUCAUGGCAACCUUCAUGGAGGAUCAUGUGAGACACCAUGCCAAGUUCCUGAAGUGAGGCAGCUCCAUCCACCGCAGACAGACAUUAAACAAAUUAUUACUAAAGUGAUUCUAAUGAUUUUAGAUCAAAUUGACUGUAUCUUUCUGGAGAAGAAAUGUACAUCAGUUUGACGUGUAUGAUCUAUGACUGGCACUGUGUGCUUUGAUUCAACUCUUGUAUCAACAUUUUCCUUGUGGAUUAAAAUUUUUGUUUUGUCUAAUAUCAAAAAAGGGUAGCUUGAGAUCAUGACCUGUUUCUACACUCUUGUUUUGUAAAAUGAACAACUUAGAAGUAACAAUCCAUGUAAUUUUAAAUUUGAGUAGAAAAACUCCACCAUUUAUUGAAUUCUUUGCCACGUUCUAUAUUAAGCCAUAUAUUUCUACUCGUGUUGAUCAUGUCUAUAUUGUCAGAAUAUUAUAGGUUGUUUAUCAAUAUGGGUUUAUAAUCUGAAUGUUAUUAAGAUGAUUGAUUUUUGUUUUACAUGCAAUCAUUUGUAUAUUCAUACAAAUUAAAUAUGAUUAUCCCUAA
This is a messenger RNA of Magallana angulata, 1513 nucleotides long. RefSeq names its product S-formylglutathione hydrolase-like. The record is from RefSeq and is a predicted model, not a curated record. Gene Ontology annotation, molecular function: S-formylglutathione hydrolase activity. Gene Ontology annotation, biological process: formaldehyde catabolic process. Gene Ontology annotation, cellular component: cytosol. The transcript is spliced from 10 exons. NCBI's taxonomy places the organism in Eukaryota, Metazoa, Mollusca, Bivalvia, Ostreida, Ostreidae. The coding region runs from base 83 to 1003 and encodes 306 amino acids.